CACGCCGGAAGCGGAAGUUACCAGGACAGCCGGAAGUGGGUUCUUUCUCUUCCGUUCCGGCUCGGAACAUCAUGGCGCUGUUCGAGCAGAUGAGAGCAAACGUGGGCAAAUUACUGCGGGGAAUCGAUCGAUACAACCCCGAGAACCUGGCGACGUUGGAACGUUACGUGGAGACACAGGCCAAGGAAAACGCCUACGACCUGGAGGCCAACCUGGCCGUGCUGAAACUGUACCAGUUCAACCCUGCCUUCUUCCAGACCACGGUGACAGCUCAGAUCCUGCUCAAGGCUCUCACCAACCUCCCCCACACCGACUUCACCCUUUGCAAGUGCAUGAUCGACCAGGCCCAUCAGGAGGAGCGGCCCAUCAGGCAGAUCCUGUACCUGGGGGAGCUGCUGGAGACCUGCCACUUCCAGUCCUUCUGGCAAGCUCUAGAUGAGAACAUGGAGCUGUUGGAUGGCAUUGCUGGAUUUGAGGACUCCGUCCGGAAAUGUGAGGGGGAUUUUGGGGGGGGGUCUUUUGGGGAGGGGGAUAAGGGGUCUUUGGGCCCCCCAACACCCCCUAUUAACCCGUGUAUCCACCCACCACUUCAUCACCCCUAA
Coturnix japonica (Japanese quail) is the source of this 602-nucleotide messenger RNA. The record is from RefSeq and is a predicted model, not a curated record. NCBI's taxonomy places the organism in Eukaryota, Metazoa, Chordata, Aves, Galliformes, Phasianidae.